GCAGCUAAAUCAUUCGUAAACAAUCAGUUAAGAGUAUUAGCGUCACUUCCCAAAAUUUAUUCUUAUUAUUUUAUUGCGAAAUAUUCAAGGAUCGAGCUAAUAAAAUGACUGUUGAGGAAGUGAUUGCCAAAAAACCGAAUGGAUUGGGAAUCCGGCAUUUGCAAGUGAUAAUGAUGUUCUUAGCUCUACUCCUUGCAUUCAGUAUGAGGGUCAACCUGAGCAUGGGUAUUGUAGCUAUGACAGAUCCGGACGGUGAAAACACAUUCGACUGGAGUUUGAGCAUUCAGAGUAUGAUAUUGUCGUCAUUCUUCUGGGGCUACAUAGUACUGCAAAUACCUGGAGGCGUACUGGCUUCUAGAUUCGGUGGCAAGAUCCUGAUCUUGAUCUGUAUUGGCGUUAACUCUUUGAUCACAUUGCUAAUACCGACAGCUGCUAGAUUGGGAGACUGGCAAAUGGUAUGCGCGUGCCGCGUGCUACAGGGUCUGUCCCAAGGUUUCAUAUAUCCAUCGCUACACACCCUCGUCGCCAAGUGGGUGCCUCUUGAAGAAAAAGGCCGUUUGGGCACCGUUGUUUACGUAGGAGGACAAUUAGGGACGGCGUUCCAACAUAUUGCUGCCGGUUUCAUAGCCGAUUUGUGGGGUUGGCCGGCGAUAUUUUAUGUCACUGGAACCAUUGGGGCUAUUUGGACGAUCGUUUACAUAAUCAUUGGUAGUUCCAGUCCACAGGAGUCGAGGUUUAUCACUUCUGAAGAAAGACUGUACAUACAGACUUCGCUGGGACAAAUUGGAGGGCAUAAGCGAUACAAGACACCAUGGAAGGCUAUAUUCACAUCAAUGCCGUUCAUAUCCUUGAUAAUAGCGCACUGUGGACAGAAUUGGGGCCACUGGACGCUGAUCACCGAGAUACCAUCGUAUAUGAGCAAAGUUUUAGGCGUCGACAUCAAACACAAUGGGAUAAUAUCGGCAUUGCCUUACUUGGCCCUUUUCGUUCUGAGCAUACCCAACGGUUUCGUUGCCGAUUACAUUUUGAAGAAGAAAUGGCUCAGUAUCACCGCCAGCAGGAAGCUCUUCAACAGCAUUGGAGCAUACGGCCCAGCCAUAGCCCUCAUUUGCCUGUCGUAUACACCAGCUGAUGUCGUGAUCGCCACUUCACUCCUGGUUGUUGUGGUUGGGAUCAAUGCUGGCCAUUUCGCUGGGUACAUACUGGUGCACAUCGACAUGGCACCAAAUUUCGCGGGUCAAAUGAUGGGCAUCACGAAUUUCUUUGCCAAUAUCAUAUCUCUGAUCACACCACUCGCCGCCGGCGCCAUACUGCAGGACGAGUCCGAUCCCAGUGAAUGGCGCAAGGUAUUCUACGUGUCGGCCGGCGUCUACAUUUUGUGCAACACUAUUUUUGUUAUUUUCGCAACGAGCGAAAAGCAACCGUGGAAUGAAGUUGAAGAAAAUGGAAAUGAUCCGGAGUCAAAAAUAAAACCAGAGAAGGCAGUAUCGUCAGAAUAAAAUAUAUAUUUAUA
Galleria mellonella (greater wax moth) is the source of this 1513-nucleotide messenger RNA. Its product is annotated as putative inorganic phosphate cotransporter. Gene Ontology annotation, cellular component: plasma membrane. The record is from RefSeq and is a predicted model, not a curated record. The transcript has 11 exons. Gene Ontology annotation, molecular function: transmembrane transporter activity. The coding region runs from base 105 to 1499 and encodes 464 amino acids. Lineage: Eukaryota; Metazoa; Arthropoda; Insecta; Lepidoptera; Pyralidae. Gene Ontology annotation, biological process: transmembrane transport; monoatomic anion transport.